AUGUCUUCAUCAAACAAUCACACCAAGGCCGUUUCCGAAAAUGGUGAUGUUGCCACCUCAGAUGCAGAUUUAGCCCAGGCCUUGAAAGAACUUCAACGCGGCGAAAAGACAGCACAGAUGCUCGAAUCUAACCUCACCAACCUCGAAAAGAAGAUAGACGAUCUCCUAGCGAGCUUCGAGGCUCAGGGCUCGGCGCAGCCCGAGACGAAUCCGCAUGCUGCCACUAGCAAUCAGGAGAAAACAGGCGAGGAUGGUCACAAGGAGUCUUGA
Messenger RNA from Botrytis deweyae, 270 nucleotides. RefSeq lists its product as uncharacterized. The record is from RefSeq and is a predicted model, not a curated record. Lineage: Eukaryota; Fungi; Ascomycota; Leotiomycetes; Helotiales; Sclerotiniaceae. The transcript has 3 exons. Bases 1 to 270 code for a protein of 89 amino acids.